Molecule: messenger RNA, 591 nt
Organism: Striga asiatica
Lineage: Eukaryota; Viridiplantae; Streptophyta; Magnoliopsida; Lamiales; Orobanchaceae
Source: the annotation of a GenBank genome assembly
AUGGUCGUCGGGCAUGUGCUCGGCUACGCCAUCGGAGCCGCUGGCGGCUUCCGCCGCCGCCUCCCAGAGAAGAACGAGCUCGACCACCUGUAUUUUGCGGUGAGGAGGAGGACGACAACCGACAUGACUACUCGAUCUGCAUUGCACAAGCACAUGACUGCCGCCACCAGCGUCGGCACCCUGAACCGCUCCGCCGCCAAGAACCCGACUUCUCGCAGCCUCGUGAACAUGCCCUUCUCCAGCCCUCUCCGUCACGCACCUUGCCAGAAAAUCGCCCGACCCCCAACGCCGCCUUUCGUUGGAAAGCCCGCUACCCUGCCUUCGCCAGGCUGCAUGCUGAUCUCGCAAUCGAAUUUCUCCGCCAGCCGUGAGAAAAAGGCUCGGCUUUUUCGAAUCGGGACGAAAAAUGGGGCCGAUGAAGAUGGGAUCGAGGGUCGUCACCUCCAGCAGCCAGGUGGCGGCGACAACUUUCCUCCUCCCCCAUGUCCCGCGCCACGUCCUCGUCGCCCUCAGCAUCGAGAUCUUCAAGGCUGUCGGAGAGCGCUCGCGCGGCGACUCCCUCAACAACGUCUCCUUUCUGCUCCGCUCUAA